ACUAUAUUUUUGCAUAGUCUUUAUCAUCUUAUUAAAUUUCAUCGGACAUAUUUGCCUAGCAAUCAAUAGUAGUUUCAUCUAAAAUGAGUGAAAACAAAAUAACUAUAAAAGUUAAGUUGAGUGGUGAAGAUUAUCAUGACAUUGUUAUUGACUGGACGGAUGAAACCUGUGAAUACCAUCAACAACUAUAUAAACAGCUUGCGGCCUACACCGGAAUACCUAUUUUUUAUAUAAGAAACAGCUACAUUAGCAAGAAUAAUUUCACUAUGCCUUUUUGGCUGGAAAAUACAGAUUACUCAUGGAGAUUCACCAGACCUCCAACCGUUUUUGAUAAAAACGAAAGAAAUACAGAAAAAUGUAGAAGUCAAUUUAAUGAUGGCGAUUGCUUUACUCUUCGUAUUUGUGUACGUAUCUGUGGAGAUCAAGAUCAGCUUUUUGAUUUUGCUGUUGACCUAAUUGGUUCAAACGAUUCCCAUGGUAAUGAAUGUAGUGUAUUAUGGUGUCAACACACAAAUACCAGAGCUGUCUUGGACAAGAUGAUAAGAAUAGUUACAAACUUGGAAUUACAAAAGAAAAUCAAAGCUCAACUUCCUGUCCAAUUUACUUCAGCUAGCGAUGAAUACAAGCAACUGCUGACCGGUUACAAUAUAAGACAACACUUAUAUGCACCUUGUGUUUGCGUCGCGGGCCCUCUAGAGUGUCGUCUUUAUUUACCCCAUCGUGGUUAAUGAAUGUUGAUUUGGCGGACAAGAUUUUUUCUUCAUUUUCCAUCGCUAUCAAUGGGUUUUCCUAUUUUCAGAUAAAAAAUUUUGUAAUCUUCACUUUUAUUUUGACUUUUUUUCGUCCGACCUUAUUGCAACCAAUCAAAUGAUUUUUUUGUACAAAAAAAAUCCAAUCCAAUUUUCCAGUCGAUAAAAUCAGGUCCAAUGGUGAACCAAUUCUUUGUGAGACUUUAGAACAAAACAAAUUGCCAAGUUAAUUGACCCUGGGAGUGAUGAAGACACAACACGAAGGCUACAUUCAAAGGUAAAGGGUCAAAACAGCGAAAGCAAAAUAGGGUAAAAAUAAGCAGCUAAAUAAUUAAACUGAUUAAAGUUUUAUUUUUAUAGUUAAACACAAUGCUUUGAUUGUCAUAAACUGAGUUGGCUGAACUAUUUCAUUUAGUUUGCAAUUUUUACGAUUCUUUCAUUCAAAUCUAUAUCAGUCAAAUCGUUUCCUGAAUCAUGGCUAAUUACGAAUUGGUCAAAAAACGACAAUGAAAAUUUUUGCUUUUAUACAGCACUAUGUGUAUCGAUAUUUUUCGCGGAUUUGACUUUCUCUAUUUUGCUUUCGCUAUUUUGUCCUUCUCGGUUUUGAGCGCAAACCUGAUCUGUUUUGGUUGAUCUGAUGGUCAAUCUAUGAAUAAUAAAAUGAUUGAGCUUGGAUUAGGGUAUUAAUUUUCAGGGUCGAAUCACAAGACACACCGAAUUGUUCAGACAUUUCAUUUCAUGGCUAUUGGAAAAUCUAGAAAUUCACACU
Molecule: messenger RNA, 1518 nt
Organism: Tetranychus urticae (two-spotted spider mite)
Lineage: Eukaryota; Metazoa; Arthropoda; Arachnida; Trombidiformes; Tetranychidae
Source: RefSeq, a predicted model, not a curated record